GCCUGCUGUAGGAUACCGUCUGAUAUAUUUCUUAUCUCCAUUUUAGACUGUAUACUGCUGCAUCAGAGGCUUCAUGACUGGGAUAAUGCGCCGGGCUCUGGUCAGUUCCUGAUGGCCUGACGGUCUCUCAAUAGCAGUUCUCCAAUCACUGGAUCUGUGUGUGACCUGGAGAUGGACAGGCAGGGAUCAUCAGAGAAGCAGACAGACACUAAUAAGACAACCAGCACCCCCACCCCAUCAUCAGCUGUGGUCACCAUGGCAACAGUCAGCUCUGGCAACACCACGUGCACCCAGGCACCGUCUACUUCCCUCAGCAUCAUCUCACCCGACAGACAGGCGGUCCAGGUGAUCCAGCACGCCAUCCACAGACCUCAGAGCAUGGCGGCUCAGUACCUGCAGCAGAUGUAUGCAGCCCAGCAGCAGCACCUCAUGCUGCAGACCGCCGCGCUGCAGCAGCACCAGCACAGCCCCCACCUGCAGAGCCUGGCCACCAUACAGCAGGCUUCAGUGUGUCAGAGGCAGCAGCCGUCUUCAUCCGGUGGCAGUUUGGUCCAUCAGCCUAUUACUAUUCCAGCGUCUCCAGUGACAGCCCAGCUGAUUGGACGAACCCAAACAUCCACUGGUGGUGCGACCACCAUUUCCCAGCAGGCCAUGCUCCUGGGGAACAGACCGGCCAACUGUAACCAAGCUCAGAUGUAUCUUCGCACUCAGAUGCUUAUUCUAACCCCAGCAUCCACGGUGGCUGCAGUUCAAUCAGAGCUCCCUGCUGUCACCUCCUGCUCUGCUUUACCUCCCUCCUCUCAGGUGCAGAAUCUCGCUCUGCGUGCCCACUUGCCCGGAGCGCUGGCCACCACCCACAGUGUCAUUUUAAAACCAUCCGCCCAAUCACAAGCCCAGACUCCAAACACUUCUUUUUCCAAGACGUCGAUCUGCGGGCUGAAAAACCACCAGCUGACUGAAUCCAACACAGAAACACCGGGACACCACGUCAUAACCCCAGCCUUCUCUCCGGUGCAGACCCACGCUCUAGUCAAACAGCAGCUGUCCUGUCCCUCUGGCCAGCGGGUGUCUCACCACCAGCUCAUCCUACAGCAGGCUGCAGGAGGAGCUCCACACCACAGGCAGCUCCAGCCCAUCGCCCUCAGAGUAGCGCCUCAAGAAACCAACUCAAGCCCUCUUCCUCUUUCAAUUAAAAGACUCACAACUCCCUGUACCCAAUCACAAACCAACCACAACCCUCAAGCCCCUUCCUCCUCUUCUUCUUCUUCUUGUUCUUCUUCUUCUUGUUCUCCUUCUGUACAGUCUUUUGCAUCCUCAGUCCCAGCAGCCGCCGUCCAGCCUCAGCCUCCUCCUCUGCUGGCCGCCCCCCAGCGUCGGACUUCGUUCCCACAGAACCAGCCUCCACCUCCUCCUCCGCCUCUGGUCCUCCCCAGGUUACCCCAGAACCCCCCUGCCUCCCUCCAGAGGCGACCCCUGCAUUCGCUCCAGGCUCUUGCUCUUCAGUCGGGUCAGGUGCUGCUGACGGAGCAUGGGCUGCCUGUAGCGGAGGCUCUGGUCCAGAUGAACUACCAGAACUUCCCCCCUCCGCAAACAGUGGCUGUAAAUCUGAAAGUACAUCGAGUCAGACACAAUGACACACCAUCGUCAGGACAAACGUGCAAAGUGAAUGGAUUGAGCUCAGAGGCGAGGAAAGAUGAAUGUCUUCCCGGUGCACAGCGAGACAGGACUCCUCUCAAUGGGCCGUUCAAACAGAAUGGUGCAGCAGUGAUGGGUUCAUCCUCUAUCACAUCCAGCCGCGCAGUGAUCAGGUCUCCGGUGAUGGAAGAGUCCUCACAGCUCACCACCAGCACCCCUCCUCCCCCGUCUCCCCCUCUGCCUCCUCCAGUCCUACAAGCAGCGGUGAGAGGUCCGAGCCAGCCCCCUUCCUCCCCAACCAGUGCACCCCUGAGCCCCGACAAGAUACACACCACCCACGUCCUCACACACCUCAUAGAGGGCUUUGUCAUCAGAGAAGGCCUGGAGCCGUUCCCGGUACGAACACUGGAGGUGGUGUCGUCCUCGCUGUUGGCAGAGCAGCAGGCUUCACUUCCUGAAUCUCAGGAGGGACAAACUAACGGGGACGUGGCAGCAGAGGACAGCCCACUGGACGCUGACCAGUCGGAUUCAACCGACUCAGAGAUGGACGAGGACGGCCCUGCAGCAGAUGUUGCAGAGCGGAGGGGGAGUGCGGCAUCCGUGCUGCAGUGUGAGUUCUGUGGCGGUCGAGGUCACACUCACACCUUCCUGCGCUCCAAACGCUUCUGCUCCAUGACGUGUGUCAGGAGGUUCAGUGUGAGCUGCACAAAGCGUAUCACGGUGCAGAGAGUAGGGCGCUGGGGUCACCGGCUGACGGGCCGGAGAGGACGCCCCCCGGGCAGCAGAGUCAACGGAGCCUCCAGAGAACACUUUCUGAGACAGGCUCGUGGGUCGUUUGAGGAAACCCGACAAAACUCUCUGAGAGACGAGGAAGAGCAGGAGGAGGAAGAGGAGGAUGAGCCUCCGAUUCCCAUGACAACAAGGCUCAGAAAACAGACCGAGAGACAGCGAGAGAGGGAGAGACAGAAAGGGAGAGAGGAUGAGAGGGGGGAGGAGAGAGGGGAGGAGGGGACGGCAGAAACCAUCAGUGUUUCUGAAGAAGAAGACGUCGGCGCUGCGUCUCAGUGGAACGUACAACAAGUGUUUACUUUCAUCAACUCCCUGCCAGGGGGUCAGGAUGUAGCCGAGGAGUUUCGCUCUCAGGAGAUCGACGGACAGGCUCUGCUGCUGCUGACGGAGGAGCACCUGCUCAGCACCAUGAACCUUAAACUGGGACCUGCACUCAAACUGUGUGCCCACAUCAACUCUCUAAAGGAUGCAUAAACACUUUUUCUGAUCUGUAGCAGGAGGACGUAAACAUGCAGCAACAAGGAGGCUCUUUCCAACACGGAGACAGUUAAACAGACUGUAUGGAGAGUUUCCGGAGACCACUGCCAAGGAUUCCUCUCCUGAGUGAAGUCCACACACUGUACCAGCUGACGUCUCACAGAGAUGAGCAGCUGUCUCCAUCUUUCCAUUUCAACAGUGUUGUUUGUAGCAGAUUAUCCCUGGUUAUCCAUUUGUUUCAAAAUGGUUAUUAAAAGUCUAUUUGUAUAACAAGGAAAACAACUUUACAUUAACUUAUUAUUAUUAAGAAUGCUGUACAAUGUCAAAGUUUACAAAACAGAUUUACUAUCUAACAGAUUAGAUUUGAUACACUUAUCAUCAGAAAGCUAAGGAUGUAUGGAGCCAAACUGAUGACAAGCUUAUUUAUUAUUAAUGUAUUAUUGUCAUAAUUAAUUUACAAAUUAAACCACUAAGCAUUGUUUUGUGUUUUUUAUACAUGUUUUCAUAAAGAGUGAUACAGUUUCCCAUUAGUGUUCUCCUGUGAUGGAUGCAAGCAUUUUGAAAUCAACAUUUUUUAUAAAGCUCAACAUUUAAAAAUGGAAUAUAGAGCAAUGA
Eleginops maclovinus (Patagonian blennie) is the source of this 3516-nucleotide messenger RNA. It is a transcript of the gene phc3a, whose product is annotated as polyhomeotic homolog 3 (Drosophila). The record is from RefSeq and is a predicted model, not a curated record. Lineage: Eukaryota; Metazoa; Chordata; Actinopteri; Perciformes; Eleginopidae. Bases 172 to 2898 code for a protein of 908 amino acids. Gene Ontology annotation, molecular function: histone binding; chromatin binding; zinc ion binding. Gene Ontology annotation, cellular component: nucleus; PRC1 complex. Gene Ontology annotation, biological process: negative regulation of DNA-templated transcription. The transcript has 15 exons.